This is a messenger RNA of Nicotiana attenuata, 435 nucleotides long. Its product is annotated as 40S ribosomal protein S17-like. Gene Ontology annotation, cellular component: ribosome. Lineage: Eukaryota; Viridiplantae; Streptophyta; Magnoliopsida; Solanales; Solanaceae. The record is from RefSeq and is a predicted model, not a curated record. The transcript has a single exon. Gene Ontology annotation, biological process: translation. Gene Ontology annotation, molecular function: structural constituent of ribosome. Bases 117 to 401 code for a protein of 94 amino acids.
UUCAAAGAAAACAAAUACAACAUACAAGAAUAGUACACUUUGCUCAGUUGCUGCCGCACACGACUGUGGUUCUUUCUCUUCAGAAACUCUGUUUGGUCUAAGGAAACUCUGAAAGGAUGGGUCGUGUACGCACCAAGACAGUGAAGAAGUCAUCUCGACAGGUAAUUGAGAAGUACUACUACAAAAUGACUUUGGAUUUCCACACAAACAAGAAGAUCCUGGAGGAAGUUGCCAUCAAAACUGAUCUCAUUGAAUUUGACAAGGAGACCCUUGACAUGCUUUCAGCCCUCGGCAUGUCUGAUCUUCCUGGUGUUGUCAAGCAAGCUGCUGAGCCACAGGCAGUAGCAGCUCUUCCAACGUAUGGUCGCGGUGCAGGAGGUUUUGGGAGGAAAUACUACUGAGAAUCAGGAGAACUGAGAAUAUAUACCACUAACU